AUGGUGCUCACAGAGUACGUGGACCAGAGCAUGUUUGAGAACGCCAGUGCCAGCGCGGCGCCCACGCCACGGGCACAGCACGUCCCUGUCGCGGCGGGCAGCGUGCCCCAGCCCUGCCGGCCCGCUGGCACCCAGCACCUCCGCAACCUGGGCAAGGCCGUGGGCGCCAGGAUGAACGACCUGCUGCGCCGCAGGGAGCCGGCCGGCCUGCCCGGCGUAGGAGCCAUGGAAGUGAACGCCAGUGCGGGCGCCGUGCUGGGCGCGGGACAGCCGGCUGCUGAGGAUGGGUGAGUGUCCCUGCAGCGUGCACCCCGUGCCAGGGCCUUUCCCCGGCUGGAACCCCCGCCCCCCAUCACCAAGAAGCGGACGCCGCGUGCCCUGAAGACCCCCCAGGACAUGCUCAUCGCUCCGCAGGUGGAGGGGACCGGCACGAGGAGUGGCACCGAGGAGCCUCCCGAACCACCCACAGCCCACCCUGACCUGGCAGAGGAGCAGCUGGGGAUGGGAGACCCAUCUCCUCCAGAAUGCCCUGGGGUCCCCAGCGUGAUGGGCGCUCUAGAGCCCAGUGGGGACCAGCCUACCAGUGCCUUACCCGUGCCCGACCUCAUCCACAAGGGCAGCCGGGAGAGCCAGUGGCAAGUGGGUGACAGGGCCACUGAGAUGUCACCCAGCACAGAGAAGCCCUCACAGAGACCAGGGCUGGAGCACGAGCCACCAGGGAGCACAGGGCGGCCAGAACUACGUAGCCCUGGCUGGGAGGUGGAGGGGGCCCAUCCCGACCUACUGUCCUUUGAGUAGCAGUGGGUAGCUGUGACAGGGCCACCACGGGGGCUGGCUCUCCCAGGCUUGUCUCUCGUUGCCACUUGCCUUUUUUUGGGUGAUUAUUUUGGAAAGGGGGAAGCCUAAGGGUGGAAGGAGCCAUUGCUGCCCUGUGUGGGCUCUAGGGAGCCAUGACAGCCUGCUUCUCCCCAAAUUCCCAGGAGGGGCACAGCCUGUCCUGCCAUGGCUUCUGCAGCCCCAUUCUGGGCCUAUCCAUCCUGGCCAGUGCCAAGCUCCUGUCCUGCCACAGUGCCACUGCCACCCUGUCUGCAGCCAGGAGCCUUGCUGAACUGGGGACCUAGGUGUGCGUGGGGGUAGAAGUGCCAGCCUGCCCCAAACCCAUCGUCUCUGCUGGAGCGUGGGAUCCUGUGAGCAUCCUAAAAGCACCACACACUUCCUGUGUCUGCACUGGCUGCCUUGGUCCAGAGGAUUUCCCAGCUUCUGCCCUGGGCUUGCUGAGAUACCCCAUCCUGGGGUACC
Molecule: messenger RNA, 1299 nt
Organism: Sturnus vulgaris (Common starling)
Lineage: Eukaryota; Metazoa; Chordata; Aves; Passeriformes; Sturnidae
Source: RefSeq, a predicted model, not a curated record